AAAUCAUUCGAAACAAUCAUUUCAAAUGUGCUUUCCUAGCCCGAUUGGUCGUUAAUUCGCGAAUUUUGUUGAAAAUUUCAUCAACUGUACAAAAAAAAACAGUUAUAUUCUUUUCUUCUAAAGAAAUCGAAAUGUAGGCACACUUCCAUAAUCGGUCCAUUCUAGUGAAACUAUUCAUUUUUCAGACACCAUGAAAAAAAUUAUCGCGAUUCUUCUACUACUGCCGCUGAUAACAGCAGGUGCCGAUACCAAUACCAAUACCACUUCCGAUUUCAUGGCAAACUACACUAUAAUUCCUGAGCACGACGUUACAUAUUCUCUAGUAAAUGCAAUAAAAGAAAUGACGAUAACUCAAUUCGCUCCUAACGGUACUCAAAUAUCACCCUCAAAAAUAUCACAAUCUGAGAGAAAGGACAAAAACAGACGAUCAACUUACAAUUUUAAAUCCGAAAAAAUAAUGUAUCGCCUAGAGAUGACCUGGGAUUACGAUGCCGCUUUGAUGAACUUUGCAAAUUACAUCGGGCUAUCACUGAAAGGCAUGAAAGUGCAAGGGACCUGGAAAUACAAACCAAUAAGUGACCAAGCAGCGUGUACUGGCAAAAUGGACAGAACAUUCAGCGAUAUAGAUUCAUUAUUAGACAUACUUCUGAAAUUCAGCAUAAACAACACAGCCGCAGCCAAAAACGAAAUCAAAUCAGAUGAAUUAUUUCAGAGUAUUGCGCCAGAUCAAAACUGUAAAGAUGAGAACGCCAACGUAUCUAAAGCGGUGGUGAGUAAAAAUCUCGAGGACAAAUCCUACCUGAAGAUAUUAACCAUGGCGUUAGAAGUGAUCCCUUCAUUAUACGAUGGCAAUGCAAAUGCGGAACUAAUCCCGAAAGCAGGCGAUUCUUACGCGUAUUUCAUAAACGAUAACGAUACUACAUCUGGAUACAAUGACGAGGUGAUGAUUCGAGGAUUGCAUCAAUUGAAAAAAAUCACCGUUCAGUAUCCUGAUUACGGACAAGUGACGAAUGCUUCCGAAUUCAAAAUACCAAUGUGGAGAGCCAAUUUGAGCUGGUUUCGCUGCAACGAAAAAGAAAGGCCAAUGCACAUGGAUGUCGAAACCGAGUACUUGAUUUUAAAAGGGAACAUUAGCGGGGCAAUCGGUAACCUGGGCAUCGAGUUUAAUCUGCCAGACACGAUAACUAUCAAUGGAUAUUCGAAAAAAGUUGAAGCUGAAGAUAAAACUAAACUUAAAGAACUCCAUGUUCUGAUCAGAGAUGUCAUAAAUCAAACGUCGCCUCAAAAAGAAUCAAUGUUGCAAUAUAACAUCAAUUCCCCUCUGAUUCAUACCAUCACACAAAUAACACGUUCCUUCAAUAAUAAAAUUUUCACGAACAGUACCAAAAGUUGGAGUUCGAGUAGCAAUCCACGUAGAAAUAGCUUUAGCAACUUAGAAAUAACACCAACACCUCCAUUCUCCACAUCGAAUAUUGCAGUAUGCAAAUUUAACAACACUCUGCGAAUCAAUUUGUUCAAUUACGAAAAAAUAAUCGGUCGUGGUGACAAUUGUAAUGAAUAUGGAAGAAUUAGUCAAUCAAAAAAUGUCACCCAAAACUGUACGUUCCAAAUAUUCAUCAGAGAACCAAGUAUCUCAGCAAUUCACAAAUCAACGGAGGGCCCUUCUACCGAACUGAAACCCAGUGGAAAAAAUUUAUUAAUGUUCAAUUUCACGGCGAAACAUCCUAACAAAGACCGAAGAGGAGAACUAGGUAAAGCAUUGAACGAGGCGUUCACGGAGACAAUAAGAAAUCGUAUUGCAGGCGUUGCAACUCCGCCUGAAAUGCCAGACAUUUGUAAACAACCUUUCAAAAAUGCUACAGAAAUUUACACGUGGUUUUUACCGGAUCAACGCGAACGAGAGUAUUAUUUUGCCGUAGACGACGAGUAUAUAGAUCCUACAAAUUUUUCAUCCGAGCUGAAAUUAAUCGACAUAAUGAUAAAAAACAUGACAAAAUUUGAAUCCGUCGAAGUUCGAUAUUUAUCCGACGAUGUGACCAAUUUUAAUUUAUCGAUAAGAAAUGUUUCGGGAAACAUGAUACAAGCUGGAAAUGGAAAGGAGCCUGCAGAAUUGAACUUCACAAUGGAUCUUUUCCAGUUGAUUAUGAAUUAUAGUACAAUUGAAAACCUAACCGAUGUGAAAGUGCAAACGAAUGGAUUUAAAGUGAAGUCAUUCAUUAGGCCUAAUGAAAGUUUAAUACGGGGAGUAUUCGAAAAAACUACGGCAGAUUUCAUGAAGAGAGUCUUCGGUAGUAAUCAAACCAACGAGAAACCGUCGCCGCCGGCUGCAUCGCGCACACAACCGAAAAAUCAACUUUUCGAUGCAAAUAGAAUUGAUUAUCUGAAUGCAACGUACAAUAUUGCUAAUCACGCAGCUCAGUCCAUCGCAAACAUUUUAUGGGAUUUUCAUAACAACACAGAAAACCAAACAUCUGAAAGUAAUGCAACCAAAUUAAAUAACUUCGAAAAUGGACUUCAAGGCUACAACUUGACCAAUACAUCGAUGGAGUAUACUAUUCUUGGUAUUCAAAACGAGACGUGCGAUUUCGAGAAGAUAUUCCGAGCGAAUUACGAAGAUAUUCAUGUUGUUUUGAAAGGAUCUAUCACCACAACAAAUAUAUCGAAGAAAUGCUUUCCAUUCAGUUUGCUUAUUAGCAGUUUAAGUAUUUCGAGGGAAAAGGACGAUACAAAUUUUCAAACGGAAAUGAGUUUUGACGAUAAACGGAUUUUCGUCAAUACUAGCAAUACUGACAUUGAUUCAAGCGAUAGGACAAUUAUGAAACAUAUCAUAAGAGAUUACGUGGAACCGAAGAUUAAAGAAAAAAUCGACCAGAGCUGGCGCUUCUCAGGUCUUUUCAAUACCUGCAGGGAUUCAGUUAAGGAAAUAGUCAAAACUAAAGCCGAACCGGAAAAUUAUUUCUACCUGAUAUCAAGUCCGAACCAUACCCAAACCUUUCACUUACCACUGCGGAUAAACUACAUCGCGAUUUGGGGCUUCUCUAAUUUCCAUUCAAUCGAAACUACCAAAGUUCGUAACGGUACGACAUUUCAAUUUGUCGUUAAGAAUUUAGUAGCUCGCGUCAAUUGGUCGUUUCAUUAUGCAGAUAAUACAUGGUCGAAUUCUACGCAUAUAAUGGAUUUACACGCUGGCUCUAUCUCAUUAGCUGGAAAAAUCAAUAAGAUUACUUCGGAAUUGACGUGGGAGAAAACACGUCUCAUAUUCAAAAUUUUAAUGCUACCGCCUCCAAAAAAGAAAACGAUAACGGAAGAAAAAAUUAUGCAUAAAGUGAAUGAAACGAUGUUAUCUCACAUCAAGACAUCCAUCGAAAACAGUUUCAAUUCAAUUCCCAAAAAAUAAUCAACUUGAGGAUAUUGGACUAGCAGAAAGAUAUUAAUUUGUUUUCUAAUUCAAUUCACAUACACACAUUUUCAGAUAAAUAUCUAUACUGGAUGAAUCAAGAUGUACCCACUACCUAUAACUUUCCAAUAAUUCUAUUUAUUUCGAGUUUAAUCACAUUUUUAAUUUGAUGCAGAAAAAAUAAAUAGGUAAGGUAGGUACAUGCACAUACACGCGCGCCAAGGGAUGGUACCAAAAAAAAAUUGGUGUUAAGUUAAGCUUAAAUUAGGUUUAUCAAUAUUUUUUACAUUAAAAUAAGUGAACUAGGUACUCUAUUCGAUUGACUUGUUGUAGAACUCAACUAAAGCCGAAUUUUCGGGAAUACCUUUUAUCUUCUACAAAAAAGGUCCAAUGAGUGGGUACUCUUUUUUUUUAUUCAGUUAUGGAAAAAGAUAAAAUUAUUGGUCACAUAUAUAUAAUAAUAAUACUGACCUUUUCUUUCCAAUAUUAUUUUCAACUUCUCUGGUAAAAUUAAAUCUUCUGAGUAUGUAAGAGAGGGUCAUUUUAUUUAUUUAUUUAUUUAUUUUUUUGAAAUUUAGUCGUACCCAGAAAAAUAUAAUUGAAAAUGACCUCGAUAAGACGUAGGACAAACUUCACAUUUUCAGCUCAAUGCCUAACCCCGCUUAUCCUCCCGACCAGAGCUCAAAAUUUUAAAAAUUUGAAAAUUUUCCAUACGUUUCGAAAAAAAAACCAAUUUUUUUCAUGGUUGAGCUGAUCUUUUGAUAAAUUAUAGUUGUUCAAUUCCAAUCAUACUAUCUGAAGGAAAGAGAUAACCCAUCGAGAUAGCCACGAAGUUCUCAUAUUUUAUAGGAAUAAGACGUUCUGAAAAUUGUUGAAAAUGGUGAAAUUUGCCAUCAGUAAUUCGAUAUUACAAAAAACCUCACAUUUUACAAAAUUUCAAAGCGAUCAUGAUUUCGAGAAUAUUGACAUUUACCUGAAGGGCAUUUGUAAUUCAAAAUUAUGGUUUUAAAGUUUUCACCAAUUAAUUUAGACGCAGUAAAAAUUUAACAAAAAUUCGAAAAUUAGGCUGGGCGGUUCAAGUAGGUAAUUUUAGUUACCAUAUUUGUAAUUUUAUAUUUUUAUUUAAAUGCGUAAAGUUAUUAUUAACUUAUUAAUAUUUUUUAAGAUUCAAUUCACUGAUGGAAGUUUUUCCUGGAAAGAUAAUAGUACCUACCUAGAUUGUUAUAUGUCGGCGCCUAGAUUAAUUUGAUUAAAUUAUAAUAAUUAAAUUCUAUGUCAUUGAAAAUUAAAACAGUAUUUCGUAAUCAAA
Molecule: messenger RNA, 4706 nt
Organism: Planococcus citri (citrus mealybug)
Lineage: Eukaryota; Metazoa; Arthropoda; Insecta; Hemiptera; Pseudococcidae
Exons: 10
Coding region: 191-3397 (1068 amino acids)
Source: RefSeq, a predicted model, not a curated record